Molecule: messenger RNA, 162 nt
Organism: Neurospora tetraspora
Lineage: Eukaryota; Fungi; Ascomycota; Sordariomycetes; Sordariales; Sordariaceae
Exons: 1
Source: RefSeq, a predicted model, not a curated record
AGCACAAGUUACCACCACGGCGGCCUCUAUGCUGACGCCAGACGGCGGCCAGCCAUCGGUAGGGCAGCCUCGGCAUGGGUCCGGGAGCAUUGGCCGCCGCCCGGGGCCCCGGCGUGGGAUCGGGUCGACUCAACGGGCCAUCUCAACCGCAUCAUUGGGUAC